Molecule: messenger RNA, 993 nt
Organism: Metarhizium robertsii ARSEF 23
Lineage: Eukaryota; Fungi; Ascomycota; Sordariomycetes; Hypocreales; Clavicipitaceae
Product: sarcosine oxidase
Exons: 1
Coding region: 1-993 (330 amino acids)
Cellular component (GO): nucleolus; small-subunit processome
Source: RefSeq, a predicted model, not a curated record
AUGGAAGUGAACUUGGAACGAUCAAUUUACGCGACCUGGAGACGCGUCUUUGGUGGUGUAUCGGGCUUCUGGCUCGUGGGGCUUGACGAGGUGCAAGUGGUCCGUGCGUGGUUUGCCCGCUCCACCGCCUUUGGACUGAGGCGGCAAAUCCAACCAUUAGCCAAAGCAAUGUUGAACUUUUUCCCAGCAGACCAUAUUCUGCCAUACAACAACCAAAAAAAGGCCGAAUCAGACAGCGCAACUCGUCGCAAAGACCCGAAUUUGGGUUCAAACGCGCCAGAAACACCGGAGGAUACGCAUCAGGACGAGAAGAGCGCAUUUCACAGCCGCCACCAUGGGUGUCGCGAAGAAAACCAGAAAAUUCGGCCAGGUCAGUCCUUAUCGAUAACCAAAAUCCCAUUCAGAACUGAGCCUGCUAACGUUUCGCCAAAUGUCCAGGUCAAGCGAGUAAUAGGCCUGCGCGACGCACGGCUCAAAACAAACCAGAAAAAAGACGAAGAAGCCAAAGCCAAAGAGAAGAAGACCAUCAAUGGCGAAUUGAUCCGAGAAGCACCCCAGAUGCCCAGCAACAUGUUCUUCCAGCACAACACAGCGCUCGUGCCUCCCUACAACGUCCUCGUCGACACCAACUUUCUCAGCCACACGGUGCAGCGAAAGCUGUCGUUAUUAGAGUCCAUGAUGGACUGCCUGUACGCCAAGUGCAACCCGAUCAUAACGUCGUGUGUCAUGGCGGAGUUGGAGAAGCUGGGCCCAAAGUACCGGCUGGCGCUGCGGGUUGCGAGGGACGAGCGGUGGCAGCGACUAGAGUGCGACCACAAGGGCACGUACGCGGACGACUGUCUGGUGGACAGGGUGACCAAGGAUAGGAUAUACAUCGUGGGCACCAACGAUAAGCUUUUGAAACGGCGCAUCCGUCGAAUUGCAGGGGUGCCGUUGAUGAGCGUGGCGAGGGGCAAGUAUGUGAUUGAGAGGCUGCCGGGGGCGCCUGAGUAA